Lagenorhynchus albirostris (white-beaked dolphin) is the source of this 4035-nucleotide messenger RNA. It is a transcript of the gene MED24, whose product is annotated as mediator complex subunit 24. Gene Ontology annotation, cellular component: mediator complex. Gene Ontology annotation, molecular function: transcription coregulator activity. Lineage: Eukaryota; Metazoa; Chordata; Mammalia; Artiodactyla; Delphinidae. The transcript has 26 exons. The record is from RefSeq and is a predicted model, not a curated record. Bases 440 to 3568 code for a protein of 1042 amino acids.
AGAGGGAAUUAUAGUUUUAGGGUUGGGGAAGGUGGCGGGAAUGCGGGGGGGGGGGGAAUCUGGAUUUGGGGUGGUAGUGGCUGAGGGACGCAGCCAGAGCUAAGGGCGUAUUUAGGCAACCGGAACUGGCUUAACCCCUUGGUACCCAUUUAUUCUUCGUAUUAAGCCCAUUUGACACCCUCUUCUUAGUGCUUCAGUUUAGAGAAAGUUGAUUCAGGAGGGAAAAACCUGACAGGAUCCCUACUUUUCCCCUUUCUCCUUUUCCGCAUUUUUGUUCUGCCUCCCUUUAAUCUUCCUGUAUCUUCUCCAUUCAACUCUGUGCUGCACCCUCGCCCCCGUCCCCCGUUCUUUUCCUCAGAAUCCCCUAGCCCCUUCUCUAGCUCGACUUCUCCCACCUCAAGGCUGACCGCCACUGGCCCCGCCUCCUCAGAGUAAAAUCAUGAAGGUGGUGAACCUGAAGCAAGCCAUUCUGCAAGCUUGGAAGGAGCGAUGGAGUGACUACCAGUGGGCAAUCAACAUGAAGAAAUUCUUUCCCAAAGGAGCCACCUGGGACAUUCUCAACCUAGCAGAAGCACUACUGGAGCAGGCCAUGAUUGGACCUUCCCCCAAUCCUCUCAUCCUGUCCUACCUGAAGUAUGCCAUUAGUUCCCAGAUGGUGUCCUACUCCUCCGUCCUCACAGCUAUCAGUAAGUUUGAUGACUUUUCCCGGGACCUGUGUGUCCAGGCUUUGCUGGAUAUCAUGGACAUGUUUUGUGACCGACUGAGCUGUCACGGCAAAGCAGAGGAGUGCAUCGGGCUGUGCCGGGCCCUUCUCAGCGCCCUCCACUGGCUGCUGCGCUGCACCGCAGCCUCUGCAGAGCGGCUCCGGGAGGGGCUGGAGGCCGGCACCCCAGCGGCUGGUGAGAAGCAGCUUGCCAUGUGCCUGCAGCGCCUGGAGAAGACCCUCAGCAGCACCAAGAACCGGGCCCUGCUCCACAUCGCCAAACUAGAGGAGGCCUCAUUGCAUACAUCCCAGGGACUUGGGCAGGGUGGCACCCGAGCCAAUCAACCAACAGCCUCCUGGACUGCCAUCGAGCAUUGUCUCUUGAAGCUUGGGGAGAUCCUGGCCAAUCUCAGCAGCCCCCAGCUCCGGAGCCAGGCUGAGCAGUGUGGCACGCUCAUUAGGAGCAUCCCCACCAUGCUGUCCGUGCACUCUGAGCAGCUGCACAAGACUGGCUUCCCCACGGUCCACGCGGUGGUCCUGCUUGAGGGCACCAUGAACCUGACCGGCGAGACACAGCCCCUGGUGGAGCAGCUGAUGAUGGUGAAACGCAUGCAGCAUAUCCCCACCCCGCUCUUUGUCCUGGAGAUCUGGAAAGCCUGCUUUGUGGGCCUCAUCGAGUCUCCUGAGGGCACGGGGGAGCUCAAGUGGACAGCUUUCACCUUCCUCAAGAUUCCACAGGUUUUGGUGAAGUUGAAGAAAUACUCCCAUGGGGACAAGGACUUCACCGAGGAUGUCAAUUCUGCUUUUGAGUUCCUGCUGAAGCUCACGCCCUUGCUGGACAAAGCCGACCAGCGCUGCAACUGUGACUGUACAAAUUUCCUACUCCAAGAAUGUAGCAAGCAGGGGCUUCUGUCUGAAGCCAGUACGAACAACCUCAUGGCCAAGCGCAAAGCAGACCGGGAGCACGCACCCCAGCUGAAAUCAGAUGAAAAUGCCAACAUCCAGCCCAACCCCGGGCUGAUUCUCCGCGCGGAGCCCACCGUCACCAACAUCCUCAAAACGAUGGAUGCAGACCACUCCAAGUCCCCGGAGGGGCUGCUGGGGGUCCUGGGCCACAUGCUGUCUGGGAAGAGCCUGGACUUGCUGCUGGCUGCUGCUGCGGCCACUGGGAAGCUUAAGUCCUUUGCCCGGAAAUUCAUCAAUUUGAAUGAAUUCACGACACACCGCAGCGAAGAAAGCAGCUGGGGGUCAGCCUUUUCAUCCUCCACAGCCAAGGCGGCCUCAGUUCGAGCCUUGCUCUUUGACAUCUCCUUUCUCAUGCUGUGCCACGUGGCCCAGACCUAUGGCUCAGAGGUGAUCCUGUCCGAGUCAAACACGGGAGGAGAGGUGUUCUUCUUUGAGACCUGGAUGCAGACCUGCAUGCCCGAGGAGGGAAAAAUCCUGAACCCUGACCACCCCUGCUUCCGGCCCGACUCCACCAAAGUGGAGUCCCUGGUGGCUCUGCUCAACAAUUCCUCGGAGAUAAAGCUGGUGCAGAUGAAGUGGCAUGAAGCCUGUCUCAACAUUUCGGCGGCCAUCUUGGAAAUCCUCAAUGCCUGGGAGAAUGGGGUGCUGGCCUUUGAGUCCAUCCAGAAAAUCACCGAUAACAUCAAGGGGAAGGUGUGCAGCCUGGCAGUGUGUGCUGUGGCCUGGCUUGUGGCCCACGUGCGGAUGCUGGGGCUGGACGAGCGUGAGAAGUCGCUGCAGAUGAUCCGCCAGCUGGCAGGGCCGCUGUACAGCGAGAACACCCUGCAGUUCUACAACGAGAGGGUGGUGAUCAUGAGCUCCAUCCUGGAGCAUAUGUGUGCGGACGUGCUGCAGCAGACGGCCACACAGAUCAAGUUCCCAUCCACGGGCAUGGACACCAUGCCCUACUGGAACCUGCUGCCCCCCAAGCGACCCAUCAAGGAGGUGCUGACGGACAUAUUUGCUAAGGUGCUGGAGAAGGGAUGGGUGGACAGUCGCUCCAUCCACAUCUUUGACACCCUGCUGCACAUGGGAGGCGUCUACUGGUUCUGCAACAACCUGAUUAAGGAGCUGUUGAAGGAGACGCGGAAGGAGCACACGCUGCGGGCGGUGGAGCUGCUCUACUCCAUCUUCUGUCUGGACAUGCAGCAAGUGACCCUGGUCCUGCUGGGCCACAUCCUGCCUGGUCUGCUCACCGACUCCUCCAAGUGGCACAGCCUCAUGGACCCCCCUGGCACCGCUCUCGCCAAGCUGGCCGUCUGGUGUGCCCUGAGUUCCUACUCUUCCCACAAGGGGCAGGCGUCCUCCCGCCAAAAGAAGAGACAGCGCGAAGACAUCGAGGAUUACAUCAGCCUCUUCCCCUUGGAUGACAUGCAGCCCUCGAAGCUGAUGCGACUGCUGAGCUCCAAUGAGGAAGAUGCAAAUAUCCUUUCGAGUCCCAGCGAGGGCUCCCGUGGGCGGCGGUUCGGAACUCAGGAGGCCAUUGGCUCAGUGCCCCUCGCUUGCCCCACAGCGGACCGGUCCAUGAGCAGCAACCUGUCAGCCUCCCAGCUUCACACGGUUAACAUGAGAGACCCGCUGAACCGAGUCCUGGCCAACCUGUUCCUGCUCAUCUCCUCCAUCCUGGGCUCUCGGACCGCCGGCCCCCACACGCAGUUUGCGCAGUGGUUCAUGGAGGGCUGCGUGGACUGCCUGGAACAGGGCGGCCGAGGCAGCAUCCUGCAGUUCAUGCCCUUUACCACCGUAUCGGAACUGGUGAAGGUGUCAGCCAUGUCCAGCCCCAAGGUGGUUCUGGCCAUCACGGACCUCAGCCUGCCCCUGGGCCGCCAGGUGGCCGCCAAAGCCAUUGCCGCCCUCUGAGGGGCUUGGAGUGACCACAGGGGCUGGCAGGCAGGGUCCCAGCCCCGGGCGCCUCAGAAAAGGACGUGUGGAAAGAUGAGACAUCAUUGCUCAUAUCCACAUGAUGUAACUGCCCUCCGUCGGUCUCCAGAUCUUUCCCCUGCUCCUGACUUCUGACCUCUAAGACGGCUCCCAGUUUCUUUCAUAAUUUCCUUUCCCACUGCCAGCACCUGAUGCGUGUGAGCAGCCUGGUUCCUUGACUCCGGGCGGUCUCACUGCAGCCCUCCCGCCCGACCCCUGUGCGUGCCUCCCGCUUCCAAGAGUGGAUUUAGCUCCGGGGAACUUUACAGGUGCAGGGUAUGUGUGUAUAUAUGUGUGUGUGUGUGUAUAUAUAUAUAUAUAUAUAUAUAUAUAUAUAUUAUCUCUUUUUACAUGGGUGUGUUCACCUCGGCUGGCUUGUAAGUAAAGACCUCGUGGAUCCCUCUGUG